UCUGACUCUUGAACUCCCGCCAAACAUCUUUGCUCCUACCAUCCUCUCUUUCCCUCUUUGUUCUUCUCUUUCUCUCUUUCUUUCCUUCUCUCUCUCUCACUCAGAUUAGAUGAAAUAGACGAAUCAAGCUCUCUGAAUUCUCUAUCUCGCUCUGUUUUCACAGAUUGGUUGGCUGGCACUAAGAAAAUUCGUUGGUUAUGGAGAAAGAUGGGAAGAGCAACCUUGAAGAAGUUGUGUCUAUUGAUUCAGAGGAAGAUACAACUCCAAAAAUUGGAGAAAAUGCAGACACUAAAGAAGAUAUAACUCCAAAAAUUGGAAUGGAGUUUGAUUCAGAGGAUGAGGCAUAUCUAUAUUAUAAUAUAUAUGCUGGAUAUGUUGGAUUCAGUAUUCGAAGAGAUUGGCUGAACAGAAGUAAGACAGAUAAAACAACUAUCAUAUCCCGCAAGUAUUGUUGUUUUAAAGCUGGUUACAAGAAGGAAGUUGCAUAUGAUGGAAAGAAAUCUAGAAUGGAAUUAAGAUGUGGUUGCGAAGCCCAAAUGGUUAUCAGUCGUCAAAAAAAUGGUAAAUAUCGUAUUACCCUUUUUGAAGCGAAACACAAUCAUGAAGUUGUAACUCCACGGAGUAAACAUAAAUUGCCAUCACAAAGGAAGAUAUCAGCUGCCCAAGCAGCUGAAGCUGAAUUAGCAAAUCGCUCUGGGAUUAGGCAAAAAUUAGUUUUUGAGUUCAUGAGUAAACAAGCUGGAGGUAGGGAAAAUCUUGGUUUUACUCUUAAAGAUAUUAGUAAUCAUUUACAAUCUAAACGGAUGAGGGAAAUGAAAGAGGGAGAAGCAUUUACCCUUAUUCAUUAUUUUGAGAUGAGAAAGUCUGAAAAUGCUUCAUUUUUCUAUGAGAUACAGUUGGAUGUUGAUGAUCAAAUAACUAAUAUAUUUUGGGCAGAUCCUAAAAUGGUUGUGGAUUAUGAUUUAUUUGGUGAUGUAGUUUGUUUUGAUACUACGUAUCGAACCAAUAAAAAUCGUCGUCCAUUGGCACCUAUAAUUGGAGUGAAUCAUCAUAGACAAACUGUGGUCUUUGGUGCUGCAUUGUUGUAUGAUGAAACAGCUGAAACUUUUUCAUGGUUAUUUCGAACCCUCUUAAAAGUGAUGUGUGGAAAGAAGCCGGUUACAAUUUUUACUGAUCAAGAUCCAGCAAUGGCUAAAGCAAUUGCAGAAGUGUUACCAGAAUCUCAUCAUCGUUUAUGCCGAUGGCAUAUAUAUCAAAAUGCUCUCAAAAAACUCAACAGUUAUUUUCAGAGUUCAAAUUCAUUUGCUGCAGAAUUUAAAAGUUGUAUGUGUGAUCAUGAGUAUGAGGAUGAUUUUUUUCAAGCAUGGGAAUCAAUGUUAGAUAAACAUGGUCUUCAAGAAAAUAGCUGGCUGAAAUUCAUUUUUGAAGUUAGAGAAAAAUGGGCGAUGGUAUAUGGUAGAAAUCAUUUUUGCGCAAAUAUGACGACCACACAAUUGAGUGAAAGCUUCAAUAGUCGCUUGAGACAUUAUCUAAAGUCAACCAAUAAUGUGCUGGAAUUUUUUAGUCAUUUUGAAAGGUUACUUGAAGACUUACGCCACAAUGAGUUAGAUUCCAAUUAUGACAUGAGCCAGCGUUUGCCAGUUUUGAGAGUGGAAGUGCUUUUGUUGAAGAACUCAAGGGAUGUUUACACACCCAAAAUCUUUAAUUUCUUUCAAGAAGAGUAUAAGAAGUCUUUGGACAUGGUUGUUAAUACAUGCUAUGAUAUUUCACCAUUGUUUGAGUACAAGGUUUGCAUGUAUGGGUGUACUCGAGAACAUAAGGUUAUCUUCAAUUCUACAGACCAAACAGUUGUUUGCAGCUGUAACAAAUUUGAGUUUGCUGGGUUUUUAUGUAGUCAUGCAUUAAAGGUGCUAGAUAUUCAAAAUAUAAAACUACUUCCUUCUCGAUACAUUUUGAAGCGGUGGACUAAGCAAGCGAGAGUUGGAUGUGUACUAGAUAGCUAUGGUUGCAUUGUGAAAGAAGAUCCUAAGUUGGAUAUAACAAAUCGGUACAAAGAUUUGUGCCGUAAUGCAGUUAACAUUGCAAGUAAGGCUGCUGAAACUGAAGAAGCAUCUGUGUUUUUAGCUAAGAAGAUGGUUGAAUUAAAUCUUGAUGUGGAAAGGAUUUUGAAAAAAAAAACAGAUUUACCUUCCAAUGAAAUUGGGAUGGAUCCUUCUCAUAAUGAACAUGUAGAUGUUGCAUCUGUCAUAUCAGCUUAUAAAGCAACUGGGAUUAAGAAAAAAAUAGGCACAUCUCGUGUUAAAGGUCGGCCUAAAAGUUUUAUUGAAAAAGGAUCAAGGAAAAGGAAACAUGCUUGUGGAGAAACUCCUGUGACAAGUUCUACUGUCAACAUCCCAGCUUCUUUAUCUGUUAACUAUACACAAGUAACACAGGCAUCAAGCAUUGCGUCUGAUUAUUCUGCAAGGGAUGGUAGUGCUGGUAUUCAUUAGAUUCCAUGGAUGUGUACUUAGUGUGGUGGUAGUAUCUACAGCUUACCAUUAACAAGACCAUUGUGUUCUGUAGCAUGGGCAAGGAGUUUAGCAUGCAAGAAGUUUAGUGUGGCUUUGGAUGAAUCAAUAAUUUUUUGGCAAGAGCAAGGAGUUUAGUGUGGCAGAUCACUGUGUUUUGUAGCAUGGACAAGGAGUUUUCUUGGCAGACCACUGUGUUCUUUAGCAUGUGAUCAAUAAUUUGUUUACUAAUUGCUACAAGUGACAUUACUUUGUUUUGUUGUCGCGUAUCAGUUUAUUUACCAAUGCGUGUUUUGGGUACUUUUAUUGUUAUAACUUAUCAAGUGUAACUUCUUUAAUAUUGGAUACUUUUUAUGGUCCAAAUUCAC
Quercus lobata is the source of this 2875-nucleotide messenger RNA. RefSeq names its product protein FAR1-RELATED SEQUENCE 5-like. Bases 198 to 2489 code for a protein of 763 amino acids. The record is from RefSeq and is a predicted model, not a curated record. Gene Ontology annotation, molecular function: zinc ion binding. Lineage: Eukaryota; Viridiplantae; Streptophyta; Magnoliopsida; Fagales; Fagaceae. The transcript has 4 exons.